Molecule: messenger RNA, 1319 nt
Organism: Pyrus x bretschneideri (Chinese white pear)
Lineage: Eukaryota; Viridiplantae; Streptophyta; Magnoliopsida; Rosales; Rosaceae
Product: protein BREAKING OF ASYMMETRY IN THE STOMATAL LINEAGE-like
Exons: 5
Coding region: 83-910 (275 amino acids)
Biological process (GO): regulation of asymmetric cell division
Source: RefSeq, a predicted model, not a curated record
AAAUUCAAAUAGUCAUUUAAGUUUUGCCUCCUCUCUCUCUCUCUCUCUCUCUCUCUCUCUCUCUCAAAUUGAGAUAAUCAAAAUGUGCAGCACACCAUGGACAAUGACAAGGCUAGUGAGAUGGCGCGUGAAGGGCUGGGCUUCAUGUUUCUUGGCUUGCAGGUUUCCUUUGGAUGAUGAACCAGCCGGGAGAUUUUGCCCUGCAAUGCCGCAAUUGCCAAUACGAAACAUGGCUCUCGAUACGCAGGGCGAAAGCAGAAGCAAUGAGAUGGGGAAAAAGAUGUCGCGGCACAAAAAAUGUGACAGAGAGCGACGAUUAAAACAUGGUCCUAAACAAGUUAAAGACAGCAGUUCCCCGGUCGAAAAUACGAGUUCUAAUGACUCAAGCUGCAGGCCACAUUUUUCAGAUGAGGAGGAGUAUAUAGUGUUCUGCUUUAAAGAAGAUGGAGCAUUUGAAGUUGUGAAAAACGGCAAAGUGGAAGCGUCGAACGUGAGAGAUUGCGCGUCAAGAAACUCGCCGAGGCAUGUCAAUCGGAAGCUUAGUUAUGGGGAGGAUACAAAGGCAGUUGAAAGGCGUAGCAAUGAGGAGAGGUUGACUGGAAAAGCUUAUGAUAUUUACCCCACAAAUGAUGGAAAAUCUAUCAUCUUUGACCAAAAGGACGAGGAAGACGAGGAAACCUACUCCGGUCAAGAACCGCCUCCGAGUAGCAAUGUCGAGAAUCGUCCGACCGUGUCAGUUGAAUCAAGCGAUUCAAAUCAAUCGGACGGCAGCACAGGCUCCUUCGCGUUUCCGGUGUUGGGAUGGGAAUGGACUGGCAGUCCUGUGCAAAUGCCGAAAUCGGAAGCCAUGGACUUGAGAAAGCACAAGGCUCGCUGCAUCGGCUUCCAGUUUCAAUGCUGUAGAUUCUGAAAUUUGCAAUGUGUUUCUCUCAAAUUUUUACCCCUUGAGAUUAGAUUAAGCAUAAGCAAAUUUUUGUGUCUAGUAGAAGUAAUAAAACGAUCGCGAUUUACGGUUCAUACGUUUGUGCUUGUAUCUUUGGACAGUAUUUAGCGUCCGAUCGACUGGCAUGACCUCCAAACUGCUGAAUUCGAACAGACGAAGUACCAAUUCAUUGUGUUUUCAGAAAAGCAAUUUAAUCUUCGUGUUCAUUUAGCGAAAACAGAAGAUAAUAAUAAAACGUUUGAUCGAGGGAGAAAUCACGUACGAUUAUCAACAAAAAUCACGUAUAUCAUCCCGAAAACUAGAUAAACAAGAAAAGAAAGACUCACAUUUCACAUAACCCAGCAAAAGGGAAGAAAUAAAACAAAAAUAUACAACA